CAUUCUUGCCCGCUUGAUUACAUUACACAGAGACCACAGAAACACACACAGAAGAUGGGAAAGGAAGAUGGUGGAGAAGAAGCACUACUUCCACUGUUUGAGACAAAGGAAGCAAGAUUUAGAGGUGCAUAUAAGGUGUUUGCUUCCACAGUGUUUGUUGGUAUAUGUUUGAUAUGGGUUUACAGAUUGACUCACAUCCCAAGAGCUGGAGUGCAAGGGAGGUGGGCUUGGAUCGGUAUGUUCAUGGCUGAGCUAUGGUUCGGUUUGUACUGGAUACUCACUCAGUCUUGUCGUUUUAAGGUUGUUUACAAUUACCCUUUUAAGGAAAGACUCUCAUACAGAUACAAAGACAAGUUACCAAGUAUUGACAUUUUCGUGUGCACGGCAGACUCCAAGAAGGAGCCACCAACAAUGGUGAUCAACACAAUCUUAUCAGUCAUGUCCUACAAUUAUCCACUUGAAAAUUUGAGUAUUUAUCUUUCAGAUGAUGGUGGGUCGGAGUUGACAUUUUAUGCUCUCCUAGAGGCCUCUAGUUUUUCUAAGCAUUGGAUACCCUUUUGCAAAAAAUUCAAUAUCCAACCAAGGUCCCCGAGUGCCUACUUUGCUCAACAAAUUGACAUUCAAGACAUUACAUAUGCCCAAGAAUUGUUGGCUAUCAAGAAACUAUACAAAGAAAUGGAAAAUCGGAUUAACUCAACUGUUGAAAUGGGAGAGAUUACAAAAGAAAUAAGGGAUCAACACAAAGGAUUUUCAGAAUGGAACUCCAAAGUAGCAAAGCAAGAUCACCAAUCAAUUGUGGAGAUUAUGAUUGAUGGAAGGGACAAAAACAUAGUUGAUAUAUAUGGAGGGCGAUUGCCAACGCUAGUGUACAUGGCACGAGAAAAACGACCCCAAUGGCCUCACAAUUUCAAAGCUGGAGCUAUGAAUGCACUGAUAAGAGUGUCAUCAGAGAUAAGCAAUGCCCCUUUCAUCCUCAACUUGGAUUGCGACAUGUAUGCAAAUGAUGCAAAUACAAUACAAGAAGCACUAUGUUUUUUCUUGGAUGAAAAGAGAGGCCAUGAGAUCUCCUUCCUGCAAUUUCCACAAAAUUAUGACAAUAUCACCAAAAAUGAUUUAUACGCAUGUACUCUUUCAGUAAUUAAUAAUGUUGAGCUUGCUGGAAUAGAUGGAUAUGGUGCAGUUCCGUAUUGUGGUACUGCAUGUUUCCAUAGAAGAGAAAGUCUUUGUGGAAAGGUGUAUUCCAAGGAUUAUAGAAAAGAAUGGAACAUAGAAGACAAAAAUGAUACAAAUAAAACUGUUAAUGAAUUAGAAGCAGCAUCAAAAAUACUUGCUAGUUAUAGCUUUGAGAAGGAGACUCAGUGGGGGGGAAAGAUGGGGCUAAUCUAUGGGUGCUCAUCUGAAGACGUUAUAACUGGCUUGGCUAUCCAAUGUAGGGGCUGGAAAUCACAUUAUUAUAACCCUAAUAGAAAGGCCUUCUUAGGUGUUGCUCCAAUUACCUUAAAUGAUGUUCUUAUUCAACAAAAGAGGUGGUCUGAAGGCCUGUUUCAAAUAUUUCUCUCCAAGUAUUGCCCUUUCAUAUAUGGUCAUGGCAAGAUAAAAUUGGGUGCCCAAAUGGGAUAUUGUAUUUAUCUUUUAUGGGCUACAAUUUCCCUCCCAACACUCUAUUAUGUGAUUGUUCCUCCCCUCUGCUUGCUCCAUGGCAUUUCCAUAUUCCCUCAGGUUAAAAGCCUAUGGUUCGUACCCUUCGCAUAUGUGAUUGUAGCCAAAAAUGCUUGUAGCAUAGCUGAGGCUCUAAGCUGUGGGGAUACACUUAAAGCUUGGUGGAAUUGGCAACGAAUGUGGCUGAUCCGAAGGACUACUGCACACUUUUUCGCAUUCAUUAACACCAUUGUUAGGCAGUUAGGCCUCUCUAAAACAACAUUUGUGGUCACAGAAAAGGUGGUCACAGAGGAUGUGUUAAAGAGGUAUGAGCAAGAAAUCAUAGAGUUUGGAAGCUCCACUAUCACGUUUACUAUUAUAGCAACAUUGGCAAUGCUAAACUUCUUCAAUUUAAUUGGGGGAAUCAAAAAGAUUGUUUUGGAUUUGGGGUUCAAGGUAUUGGACCAGUUGAUCCUUCAACUUAGUCUUAACUUGCUACUUGUCAUGCUCAACGUACCAGUCUACCAAGCACUCUUCAUCCGCAAUGAUAAUGGUCGUAUACCCUCUUCGAUUAUGUUCAAGUCUAUUGUUUUAGCUUCAUUGGCUUGUUUGAUGCCUAUAAUUUGACACAUUUUUAUUGUAAUGUAUAUCAAAUCUUACUAGCCAUGUGGUAUGUAGCUCUUCCUUUAAAUAAGGCCUUGAAUUGAAAUUCUACUGGUGAAGGUUAGGGGGUGAUGGUCUUUUCCAUUGUUAAGAAAAUUAAAAAGAAUUCUUUUUUCUUUUCUUUAUAUAUGGGAGACUUCAUCCCAAAUUUUUUUCCAACCCAAGUUCAUAUGGAAUAUGAAGUGCUAUGAUCAUAUGAUGUAUCUA
Molecule: messenger RNA, 2508 nt
Organism: Quercus lobata
Lineage: Eukaryota; Viridiplantae; Streptophyta; Magnoliopsida; Fagales; Fagaceae
Product: cellulose synthase-like protein E6
Exons: 8
Coding region: 55-2265 (736 amino acids)
Biological process (GO): cellulose biosynthetic process
Cellular component (GO): membrane
Molecular function (GO): cellulose synthase (UDP-forming) activity
Source: RefSeq, a predicted model, not a curated record